AUGGAAGCUUAUCGACCGCCUGCUAAAGAAAGGCGUGUCAACUUCUUCUGCCUCUCAUUUUGGGAAGUUUUUAAGUUGCAGUGGUAUGCUUUUAAUCGCUCUGAAUUGGUCAAUUUAAAAAAGAGAGUUGGCAACAAAUUACUCAAUUUUGUUGACAGAACAAACAGCAGACAGCAAAAUAUGUGAGACUGCUGCUGUUUGUAAGGAAGGAAACCCAACAGGGUCUCGAAAAUGUCUGUUUUGUUUGUAAUGGCCAACGAUACUUGCGACUCAAGCGAGACACUAUUUAG
Messenger RNA from Pocillopora meandrina, 290 nucleotides. The record is from the annotation of a GenBank genome assembly. NCBI's taxonomy places the organism in Eukaryota, Metazoa, Cnidaria, Anthozoa, Scleractinia, Pocilloporidae.